Amyelois transitella is the source of this 2193-nucleotide messenger RNA. RefSeq lists its product as uncharacterized. Bases 539 to 1039 code for a protein of 166 amino acids. Lineage: Eukaryota; Metazoa; Arthropoda; Insecta; Lepidoptera; Pyralidae. The record is from RefSeq and is a predicted model, not a curated record. The transcript is spliced from 7 exons.
UUCGUGCGUGGAACACCGUGCUAGUCGCACGCGCGCCUGUCUCGCAAACAGGUACAAGUUAUCGCCGGCAAUCGUUUAUUUGUGCCUUAUCGUGUUCAUUACCACCUUUUUUCGACAUUGUUCUAACGAGAUGCACUUAUCAUAACGCGCCUGGGCGGGAAGUGAUAUGGAGUGCGUUUAUCGCCGGUCUUGAGAUUGGAUGCUCUUGACAUUAGUAGCGAACGAUUCCGCGUGAAAUUAGUUCGAAAAAGAAAAGUCGAAAAGAUCGGCUUAGAUCCUAGCUGAUCUUUGACCGAUCAGCGGCGAGAAAUAAAACGGAAGAGGAAACGCGGAGUUCCACGCAUCAGUGAGCUAAGAGGUGAUUUGUCAAGUGACUUCGGAGUGAAGUGACCGUAUGAGUGAAAGACUCGGGAUGUCACGUGUGCCGUAACCUGUUCGUUUUGAGUAUAAGACCUUAGAAGAAAAACUGGAGGUCGACACGUAUGAGGUGUCAGUUGUCGUCCAGCUGACAACAGAUGUCAUCCCGAUCGAAGACGGGAUGUCGACCGAUGGGUCGACGACGGAUAUCAAUGUCUUACUCAACGACACCGAGUCUGAUCUCACCAGCUUAUCGCAUGUUGAUGCGCCGAGUGAUGCGAAUUACAUGAUAUGCGGUGUCGUUAUAGCCAUGGCACUAGUCGGGCUCAUCAUAGUUCUACUUGCCCUCACAAUAAACAAGCUGCGCAAGCGGGAGGAGCAUUCUGCUUCGGUGCAUCCUGCUGAAGUGAUCCAAGCUACCCCGGCGCCUACUACGGAACCCCUCGCCUUCCGUCAGCAGCCGCUGUGGCAGUUCCCGCCACCGCUGCCUCCGCCUUACGUCUAUCAUCACGAUCAGGACAACUUAAUGCAACCUAUUGGAAAUGAGCGAGCGAGUUUCCGCAGCCUUCGCAAGAACAUCGGUGGCCGUUGGAAGCGGCUUGUGAAAAAGAAGCCUGAACAAGAGGUGUACACUAUCCCGCCAGAGCUCAAGCCUCAGCUCAAGCAAAUAUACGUGUAUUAAACUUGUGGAAUCAACACAAAUACUUAGUUGUUUAAAUAACUGAAGCUGGCCUUUUCAAUCGCUAUGUAGUUGACUUCAACACCUCGUUGGUUGUAAUCUUGUUGAUUACAUUGUUCUCGAAUAUCAAAAUUUUAAACUUAACAUCUGUAGGGCUCUCAACAGCCAUAUCUUUGAACAUAUCGUUUCGACCAAUUAUUUGUAAUAAUCAUUUUGUUGUAUUCCUUCAUACAGCACCAUUGUGAUGUAAAGCCUAGGUUUGUAUUAUUAAGUAUUAGAACACUGAUGUUUGUUAGUGCUGAUUCGCUGCUGAGUUCUGAAUGUAGAGUGAAGUGUUCGUGAUAGUCAAAUGAAUUAGUUUAAUUAUUAAUUUAAUGUUAUGAAUGAGAUACCUAUUAGGAAAAUGCGGUCGCGCAUACUAGUAACGAGAAUCCAAUAAUUAUGAUAUAAAAUAUGAUGCCUUGUUAUAUAAUUUUGACUAAUUAGGGCAUUUUGUAGUUCAUUAACUUAUUGUAGACAUGAUCGUAAUGUUAAGCAGACAUCGAUCAAAUAGUUUGUGAAGAAUAUUGUACACAUGGAUGUAUUUAUCUAAGAACUGCAUUGAUAUUGUAUAACAGCUUAUGGUUUGCUACAGUAUUUUUAUAUCAUUCGUGUUGUGAGUGAGCAUGAACAAUGGUACAAUUUAACGUAACAUGACUCAAAAGAAAUCUAAUAUUUUCUGAUAUUAUUGACUUUAAAAAAAAUCUGUUUAAUUGCACAAGUUUCACAAUUUGAAUUAUGAAUGACCUACUUAGUUGUUAAAAGUUACGUUACUUGCAUGCUAGUAGAGUAAUUUCAGAUUUUCGCCCGGUCCUUGCUGUGAUGAAAGACCAUUUUGAUGUAACAUAUCGAAUUUUGAAUUUGCCUUAAACCUUGUCAAUUAAAUCGUAGGAGGACCGUUGGUCGAGAAUUUAGAUAGCUCAUAUUGAGCCUGAUAUUUUGAAGAAAUAAGUUGAUAGCUAAUAGGUACAAGCCAGCCAUUACUUUCUUAAAUUCUAACUGUUGACAGUAAAAUGGACCAUGUUUAACUGUAAUUUCAAACAGCAUGAAACGUUACUUUUGUUAAGAAAAAUGUAAUCUUUCGUUGAAAUAAUGAAAAUAAAUUCCAUCGUGAUAUA